Brachypodium distachyon (stiff brome) is the source of this 1326-nucleotide messenger RNA. Its product is annotated as sarcoplasmic reticulum histidine-rich calcium-binding protein. The coding region runs from base 282 to 1106 and encodes 274 amino acids. The record is from RefSeq and is a predicted model, not a curated record. Lineage: Eukaryota; Viridiplantae; Streptophyta; Magnoliopsida; Poales; Poaceae. The transcript has 3 exons.
UCCUCUCCGCAGCCCAACCGAACCCAACCCAAGUAGCACUUGUCCUCUUCCUUCUCUCCGCUCCUCUCCCCCCUGAGCCUGAGGCCGAGGCGGCGACCGCGGCAGGAGCGCGCCGCAGCUACCGUUCCUCCCCCGCCGGCGAUCUCCGAUCUAUCCGGCGAAUUUGGGGCGGAGGAAACGGGAGCAACCCUCUCUCGGUACCUGGAACUUCAGGACAAGAUGCACUUCCUUGCAUCAUUUCACGGCCCUGCAGGUUUAAAGUCUUUAUCUGUUUCGCCUGGAUGGAUGCCAAGAAGUUCCUGCAGAUGGUUGAAGAAAAGAAGAAGAGACUCCUUGAUAAGAAAGAAGCACCACUAAAAUGGCAGCAGAAGCUGGAAGCAGCAAUCAAGGCCACUGAAGCAAAGGAGAAGAAGCUGAAGUCAAGAAAGCACAGGAGGAGAGGUGACUCUUCCUCUGAAUCUGAUAGUGACUCUGAGAGUGAUGGUGAUCGGAAACAUAGGAAGAGGAAAGACCGCAGAAGGCACAGGAAACAUGGUCACUCUGAAUCUGAUGAUGCUAGGAGGCACAAGCGCAGGUCAAAGAGGAGGAGCUCAGACUCGACAGAUGAGAGUGACAGCGAUGAAUAUGGGAGUGGAUCUGAAGUUGAACGGCGAAGGAAGAAGCACUCACACAGGAGAAGGCAUCGCCGACAUUCUUCAAGAUCAGAUUCUGACUCUUCAGACUAUAGUAGUGAUGAUGAAGAGCGGAGAUCAACCAAGAAGGACCAUUCUAGGAGCCGUAGGCGCCACCGCCGAUCAUCAGAUGAUGACUCUGAGGAGAAGAUCAGGUCGAGACACAGGAAGCGUCACCGAUCAAGUGAUGAGGAUGCACCAUCAGAUUCCAACCACCAUAAGCGCCAUAGGAGCCGCUCCCUGGGGGAGUCGACAGAUGAUGGAGCUGCCGGUGAAUCAGAGAAGAUGAACAAUGGCAAAAGGUCUCAUAGGAAUGGACAUGGUCACCACCGCCACCGCCAUCAUGAUCGCCAUAGCAACUCCGCUGAACCUAAUGACAAGAAGCAAGUCGUGAAGGAUGGCCAGGAAGCCCUUGAAGGUGUCAACGCUGACUAGAAAAUGGUGUGCAGAAAAGAAAUGAACUAAAUGGAGUGAUGUGCUGAAGGAGCUAAAUUUUCUUACAUAAUGUGACCGUCCUGCGGUUCAGGUUGUACUGGUGAUACAUUGGUGUCAUUUGGCGUUUAAACUUAGCUCGUGUCAUUUGGCGUUUAAACAUUAGAUGUUAUUUCAUCAUUUGUUGUGCAAUAUCAACCUUUGGGUUCUUAUUCACCGUAAA